This is a messenger RNA of Pseudopodoces humilis (Tibetan ground-tit), 1944 nucleotides long. It is a transcript of the gene SLC6A7, whose product is annotated as solute carrier family 6 member 7. The record is from RefSeq and is a predicted model, not a curated record. Gene Ontology annotation, molecular function: amino acid:sodium symporter activity. Gene Ontology annotation, cellular component: plasma membrane. Lineage: Eukaryota; Metazoa; Chordata; Aves; Passeriformes; Paridae. Gene Ontology annotation, biological process: amino acid import across plasma membrane; nitrogen compound transport; sodium ion transmembrane transport.
AGCGGGGAGCGCAUAGCAACAGGGUCUAGGAUGAAGCACGUUCGGCAGCAGCAUCUUCGGAAGCCAGUGACACCAGAUCUCCUGGUAAGCCCCAGCAGCCAGGAUGGGGACCUGGGCUCCGAGUGCCCAGAAGACAGAGGGAACUGGACAGGGCGCCUGGAUUUCCUCCUCUCCUGCAUCGGAUACUGCGUGGGCCUUGGGAACGUCUGGAGGUUUCCCUACAGGGCUUACACCAAUGGAGGAGGAGCUUUCUUGGUUCCUUACUUCAUCAUGCUAGCCAUCUGUGGGAUUCCCAUCUUCUUCAUGGAGCUGUCACUUGGCCAGUUCUCCAGCCUAGGGCCACUCGCAGUCUGGAAGAUAAGCCCUCUCUUUAAAGGCGUUGGCAUGGGCACGAUCCUCAUCGUCUCCUUGGUGGCCAUUUACUACAAUAUGAUCAUUGCUUACGUUCUCUUCUACCUCUUUGCAUCCCUCACAAGCGACUUGCCCUGGCAGCACUGUGGCAACUGGUGGAACACUGAGCUGUGCCUGGACCACCACGUCAUCAAGGCGGGGAACAACACCCUCCCCGUCAACAUCAGCAACACCGUCAGCCCCAGCGAGGAGUACUGGAGCCGGUAUGUCCUGCACAUCCAAGGAAGCUCGGGGAUUGGGGAUCCUGGGAGAAUCCGCUGGAACUUGUGUCUGUGCCUGCUUCUUUCUUGGACUAUUGUUUAUCUGUGCAUCCUUAAGGGAGUCAAAUCCUCUGGCAAGGUCGUGUACUUCACUGCCACCUUCCCGUACCUCAUCCUGGUGAUGCUGCUCAUUCGUGGCGUGACCCUGGAGGGGGCCUGGAAGGGGAUCCAGUUUUACCUCACACCCCAGUUUGAUCACUUGCUGUCUUCCAAGGUGUGGAUCGAGGCAGCCCUGCAGAUUUUCUACUCCCUUGGGGUGGGCUUUGGGGGCCUCCUCACCUUUGCCUCGUACAACACCUUCCAUCAGAAUAUCUACAGGGACACCUUCAUAGUGACCCUGGGCAAUGCCAUUACCAGCAUCCUGGCAGGCUUUGCCAUCUUCUCCGUUUUGGGAUACAUGUCCCAGGAGCUUGGGGUCCCUGUUAACCAGGUAGCAAAAGCAGGUCCUGGUCUGGCAUUUGUGGUGUACCCCCAGGCCAUGACAAUGCUCCCCCUUUCUCCAUUCUGGUCAUUCCUGUUCUUCUUCAUGCUGUUAACCUUGGGCCUGGACAGCCAGUUUGCAUUCAUGGAGACCAUCGUUACGGCAGUGACGGACGAAUUCCCCUACUACCUGCGGCCAAAAAAAGCUUCCUUCUCAGCUAUCAUCUGCAUCGCCCUCUUCCUGAUGGGGCUCAUCCUCACAACAGAGGGUGGGAUGUACUGGCUGGUCCUCCUGGAUGACUACAGCGCUGGCUUUGGUCUCAUGGUGGUGGUGAUCACUACCUGCCUUGUGGUGACACGUGUCUAUGGCAUGAAGAGGUUCUGCCGAGAUAUCCACAUGAUGCUGGGAUUCAAACCAGGGCCCUACUUCAGAACCUGCUGGAUGGUCCUAUCCCCAGCAACAAUGAUGGCUCUGCUGGUGUAUAACAUUGUCAAGUACCAGCCUUCUGAAUAUGGCAACUACCGCUUCCCCACCUGGGCAGAGGUCUUGGGCAUCCUCAUGGGAGUCCUCUCCUGCCUGAUGAUUCCCAUGGGCAUGGUGGUGGCUGUGCUCCAAGAAGAAGGGACACUGUGGGAGCGAGUCCAGCAAGCCAGCCGGCCGGCCAUGGACUGGGGCCCAUCCCUGGAGGAGAACCGCACCGGCGUGUACGUGGCGAGCCUGGCUGGCAGCCAGUCCCCCAAACCCCUGAUGGUCCACAUGAGGAAAUACGGGGGCAUCACCAGCUACGAGAACACGGCCAUCGAGGUGGACCGGGAGAUGGAGGAGGACGACGACGAGGAGUCCAUGAUAUGA